Messenger RNA from Fimicolochytrium jonesii, 3013 nucleotides. RefSeq names its product Ima1 N-terminal domain-containing protein. Gene Ontology annotation, biological process: nuclear inner membrane organization. Bases 111 to 2762 code for a protein of 883 amino acids. The record is from RefSeq and is a predicted model, not a curated record. Gene Ontology annotation, cellular component: nuclear inner membrane; microtubule organizing center attachment site; chromosome, centromeric core domain. NCBI's taxonomy places the organism in Eukaryota, Fungi, Chytridiomycota, Chytridiomycetes, Spizellomycetales, Powellomycetaceae. The transcript has 5 exons.
GACUGCAAGACAGUGUGUUUCUUUUUGGAUUGCUGCAGAGCCUUAGUAUUCUCAGUAUCGAUGCAGGCGUUGGCAGCAGUGGCAACCUCAGGCAGAAUUCCGCUCUAGCAAUGAUUUCCACCACCGUUCUGGUUUCCUACCUCCUAGUUCUUUCGGUCGGAGUUUUCUUGGUUGAUAUCGCUCGAAGAAGCUGGAUUGCGUUCGGUCAUUACAUGCAAGACCGGUGGGGCCGAAUUAUUCACCUGGAAUGUUUUUAUUGCAACGAAACCUCGGCCCUGCCUGGACCAACUGCUAGGAUAAACUCGUCCAAUAUUUACGGUGGCGGCCCUAGAGAGGGGGCGGCAGUUGAUGCGGAGAAGCUUAGACCCACUUUUGAUGCCACGGGGAGGGUGGAGAAGUGGUUCUGUCGUUUGUGUGAGUCCUGGAAUAUUUAUGACGAGGAUGGCAGUAUCUCGUCAUAUAUCCCAGAAAUGCGUACGGGGAACUCCCAUAACCCUCGGACAUCCGUAGCGCCGUCCAUGCCGGACAAACAUUCGAAGGCAACAGAUCACGUAUUUUGUCAGGAUUGCGUGAGGCACCAGUCGCUGCUUCUGGAAGCAGUGUCACGGUAUCUCCCAGACGAUGACGAUCCAAACUUCGAUGAUCGACUUGCGGAAUACGCGGACCACAAGCGAUAUUUAGAAAAACGAUACCCACCUGUGUGCGACGUAUGCGCGAGGAGAGUAGAGGUGGAAUUGAAAAAGCAGGAAAGCAGGCUGAAAGGGAUUCUGAGAUCGCCCAGCGGUUCUCCGCAGAAACCAAAGGAUGUGGAUGACGAUGAACGAGUGGGGAAACCUACUCUUCAUAGAUCCCAAGCCCACCCGCCAUCGUUGGGUCUUCUCUCUCGCUUCGGCGGUGGCGCGACAUUGAUAGGCGCCAGCCUCCUUGGGGUGACAUGCUUGGCCUAUUGGACGCGCGUUUUCUACGAAGGGCUUUGGCGAGGUAGAGUACAGUCUCAGCUCGGCAUCGGCCUUUGGAAUGUAACUGAACUGCGAUUCAUCUACAUAGAUAUGGACGGUCUACAUUCGACGUUGGACGGAAGAAAUCUACAAGCAUGGGUGCGGUGGCCGUCGACUGGCAUGGCGGACAUGUUCUCAAACAUGCUCUCCGGCGCACUUUCCAGUUGCGCGACAUCGAUACCAUACAAUGACAGCUGUGAUGAGGUCUUCCUCAGUCACUCUACGCAAAUGAUCCUCCAAACAGCUGUCGUUGCAUUUGUCUUUGCGGAAACGGAUGCGUUUCUUCAAGAACAGCGACGAACCAUAUUGAAAUCGAGGCGGAGGUACUUCGGAACGAAAGGCAGUCCUGGUGCUAUCCUGGUCUUGAUAAUGGACCGGCUUCUGGGUUUCAUCACCAUGGCGGGCAAAGACAGGCCGCAUCUGUCGCGAAUUACUGCAGCUGUGUAUCUGUGCGUCACCGUCAUGAUGUUCCGCCGAGCGGUCGGUGUACUGCAGGAGUUCCUGGUUCCGCGUAAGCAUGAACACCGGCGGCGGAGAGCGGGCUACGUGCGUGAUGCUGGUCGGUCUGAACCCCUGCUUUCGAAACCUGUCUCGCAGGAGUCAGCGCGCCCGUCAUCAGGGUCACCAAGCUUCGAUCGUGCCGAUUCGGCAGUUGAACUCUUCGCCGAAGAAAGCGAAUCUUCCGGCUGGAGCCCGACUUCGCAAAGAAGCCAGCAUGCCCCCAUGCGCCCAGGGAAUAUAGGAAGAUCGUCAACCCCCUUCAACGCCAGGAAAAGCUCGCUCUUCGACCUUUCGGAGCUCAGUUUAAGCAUGGGGACACCUUCAAUAACACAGCGCGUCAAGGAAGAACGCGAAAAUAUCCCGAGCCCGGUUGCUUUCGGUUCUAGCCGGUCGUUCGGCGCCUUCAGUCUCGACACCGCAAAUAAACCUCGCCAACCAUCCCAUCAGUCACCACGGUUGCAGCGAAACCCAUUCGAAUCAGUCCGGGGGAAUUCGUUGACCACACCUGCGCCAUUCGUGAAUCAACGAACCUGGCCAAUCAAGCGGGAAGUCUCCCCAGACGCGUCACAACAUGUGCUGCAACCGUGGUCGAGCUGGCGGACCCAACAGCAGCAGCCUGCGAACGCUUUUACGCAACCGAAAAGUUGGAAAAAUGCAUCGCAAUCCAACUUCCAGCAAAAUUCUGGAGUGUUUGGAAGCUCAUCGACGCGGGGGCUAGAGCAGCGCCGAUCACCGUUUGCUCAGUCAACGUUCCAGCAGUCUCAGUCAUUUGCAGCCGCACCCAGCACUCCUGCCAAGCGACCUCUGCGGUUCGGAGAGCGGCUUCCCGCUUCGUAUGCGCCCAACAAGAAAACGGACGACGAGCUCUCACAAAUUUCGCUUUCCCCUCAGACGUUCUUCCCAAAGGAUGAAGACACGGGAUUGGAAGAUUUGUUUACAACCACUUUUCGCCUGAAGGAGGACAACAUCAUCACCCAUUCGCUGAACGCAUCCUUCAAUACCAACUUGAAUGGUCGUCAACGAGUGGCACAGAGAUUCCUAGUGAUUGCAUCGCCUAUUGGCCUUCUUGCUUCGUGGCUGGUAGGUUUGGUCCAACGUGGCGUACGUACCCUUGCUUGUAACGGCAGCAUAUCACCUUAUUGCCUUCGAACGCCUGUGCUCGACGAACAAACGCCAACGCGCGCCGCGCAACCACUUCACAGCCCCGGCCCGGCUAGCACAAAGUGCAGUGGAUACUCAGGGAUCCUCCCUUUUUACGACUAAUCGCAUCUUGGUCGGCAUGAUCGUCUUCCGCAUUUUGUUGGCCUUCCUUUGCCAGCUCUAUCCUCUACUCCUGCAUCUCACACAUCAGCACCCGCAGAAUGAUACGUACGAGCCCCUGAUCUUCAACGCCCACUCGACGUUCACUCCGUCGCCACUCCUAGAUGGAGGUCCUGAACCAGGCUGCAACAUUGCGUUGGUCAGUGUUCCGAACCCCUUCCUGCUCAGUUUGGAUCUGUUGAUCGCAUCACUAG